CUACACCCAGGAUCCAGCCCCCUCCCUGCACGGCUGCUUCCUCCUCCACAUCCCCUGUCACGAAGAGAAGCCUAUUGUGUCGGGCCCAGGGAGUUCGAGUUGAAGGGCCCGGGGGUCUGCGCCUCUGACUGCUCUGAGCUACUUCCCCAUUGGCUCCCAGCAGCCUGUGCUCAGCAAGGGCUGAGCGACAGGAGGAGGCUCUAGUCCAUAAAAGGGGGGGCGAGGCACCAGAACUGCCAUUCUGAGGGGCUUUGGUGGUGCUCACAGCCGCCUCUUUGGCACCUCCUUCCCAGCCAGAGUCAGGGAGACCCCUGAGCCACCUGCCACCACCCUCCGUCCGACCUGCUCCACCAGAAGCUGCCCAGGAACGAAGAGGAACACAGCAGGAAGAGCUGAGACGGGAUGGCGUGGCAGGGGCUCGUGCUGGCUGCCUGCCUCCUCGUGCUCCCCUCUGCCACAGCGGACUGCCUGUCCCGGUGCUCCCUGUGUGCGGUGAAGACCCAGGAUGGGUCCAAACCCGUCAACCCCCUGAUUUGUUCCCUGGAAUGCCAGGCCGCGCUGCUGCCUGCCGAGGAGUGGGAGAGAUGCCAAGGCCUUCUGUCUAUUUUCACCCCCUUCACCUUCGGGCUCAAUGGCAGAGAAGAUUUGGAGGCCAAGUCCGCUUUGGAGGGGCCUUAUAGUGAGCUGGCCAAGCGCUCUGGGCCCUUCCCGAAGGAGCUGGAGGAAAACAGAUUUCUUCACACCCCAACAGAGGAGAAUGCUCUGAGCAGGAGCCUGGCGGAGAAGCUCAGGGGUCUCUCUGGCAGGUUGGGGGAGGGAGGGGAGUCUGAGCUGAUGGGGGGCACCCAGCUGCAUGAUGAUGCCAUGGAGGCUAGGGCACUGGAUUCCAAUGAGGAGGACCCCAAGGAGCAAGUCAAACGCUAUGGGGGCUUCUUACGCAAAUACCCUAAGAGAAGCUCAGAGGUGGCUGGGGAGGGGGACCGGGAUGGGGAUAGGGUGGGCCACGAGGACCUGUACAAACGCUACGGGGGCUUCUUGAGGCGCAUCCGUCCCAAGCUCAAAUGGGACAAUCAGAAGCGCUACGGGGGUUUUCUCAGGCGCCAGUUCAAGGUGGUAACUCGGUCUCAGGAAGAUCCCAAUGCCUACUCCGGAGAGAUUCUUGAUGGGUAAACCCCUCCCCAUUGUGGAGUUGAGUCAGGAGCUUCCCCUGACACCCUUCCAGAUUAGAGUACCCUCAUUCAUCCUACCUUGUACCCCCCAAUCCCCAUGCUCAGUUCAGCACUGUCUGCAAAACAUUCAAACCCAGCCUGCCUCUUUUCUGCCUGGGGUGCAGAGUUUGUCUGGAGUCAGCGGGGAGAAAGGAUGGAGAUUCCCCUGUCCAGUGCUUGGCUCCAACCCUAGGCCUCUGAACUACCGCCAGCAGCGGCUUUUGAUAUUAAUCCCUCCACCCCAUUAAUGUGCCCCCACCCCCACUCCGGUCCCAGGCAUCCAGACUGACUUGUUCUUCAUUCCUCUAGAUAAAUAACAAAACAAGGUAAACAAACAAAUAGAAAUCCUAACACUUUAUCCCAAACCUUAAAGGACCUCCUUGUGCUCCCCACUUCGGAGACCGAUGCUUUAGAUAAAACGCUCAAACACCGCAUUUUAUUGGAGCAGGAAUGCCUGCGCUGGAGAGUUCAGUCCUCCAGUGGGCAACUGUUCAGUUGUACUCUCUGUGUUCACACC
Messenger RNA from Felis catus (domestic cat), 1725 nucleotides. It is a transcript of the gene PDYN, whose product is annotated as prodynorphin. The transcript is spliced from 3 exons. Bases 403 to 1170 code for a protein of 255 amino acids. The record is from RefSeq and is a predicted model, not a curated record. Gene Ontology annotation, molecular function: opioid receptor binding. NCBI's taxonomy places the organism in Eukaryota, Metazoa, Chordata, Mammalia, Carnivora, Felidae. Gene Ontology annotation, biological process: neuropeptide signaling pathway; sensory perception; chemical synaptic transmission. Gene Ontology annotation, cellular component: plasma membrane; neuronal cell body; axon terminus.